Lutzomyia longipalpis is the source of this 3866-nucleotide messenger RNA. Its product is annotated as xanthine dehydrogenase/oxidase-like. Gene Ontology annotation, molecular function: iron-sulfur cluster binding; oxidoreductase activity; iron ion binding. The record is from RefSeq and is a predicted model, not a curated record. The coding region runs from base 1 to 3726 and encodes 1241 amino acids. The transcript has 6 exons. Lineage: Eukaryota; Metazoa; Arthropoda; Insecta; Diptera; Psychodidae.
AUGUAUGUAGCAUGUGUGGAAAAUGUACCUCUGGACACAACGCUUAACACAUUCAUUCGUCUCUAUGCGAAUUUAACGGCAACAAAAUUUAUGUGUCGAGAAGGUGGUUGCGGUUGUUGUAUUGUUACUCUCCAUGGACUUCACCCAGUGACAAGACAAUUAUCUUCAUGGUCAGUCAAUUCCUGCCUCUUUCCCAUCUACUCAUGCCACGGAUUGCACAUUGUUACACUUGAGGGUCUCAAGGUGGGUAAAAGUGCUCCACAUGCCCUACAACGACGUCUUGCUGCAUCAUUUGGUAGUCAAUGUGGCUACUGCACACCUGGAUUCAUUAUGACAAUGUAUGGGCUGCUGGAGGCAAAGAAUCGCCGCGUGACGAUGAAGGAGGUUGAAGAUUCCUUCGGGGGGAAUAUCUGCCGAUGCACAGGCUACCGUCCAAUUUUGGAUGCAUUCAAAUCAUUUGCAACGGAUGCACCACGAGCCGUUGGCGACAUUGAAGAUCUCCCCAAAUCCUGUGCUAUUGGACGACGUAUUUGCUUUGAAACGUGUCACCAGGAAAUUCAUCUAAGCCUCCCAGAUGAUGGGGAGUGGCACAAAGUGUACACUAUACCGGAUAUUCUGCGCAUUCUACAGGCAGUUGAAGAUCGCUCGUACAUAAUGGUGUGUGGAAAUACGGCAAAAGGGAUGUAUCCUUAUGACAAUGAUUACCCAGAAGUUUACAUUGAUAUUUCGGGCGUAAGGGCACUUAGAACAUUUACACUAGACACUGUACUGCAGAUUGGUGCAAAUGUUCCAUUGAGUGAAGUAAUUGAGAUUCUGCGAAAGACAGCAGAAGUCCGCAGUGAUUUCUUCUAUUGUCGCCAAAUGGCCAAUCAUAUGGAAAAGAUAGCUCAUCCUGCUGUACGAAAUGUGGGCACAAUUGCGGGGAAUUUAAGUAUAAAACAUCGUCACAAUGAAUUUAUUUCGGACAUCUUCAUACUUCUGGAAGCCAUUGGAGCUACUCUCACUAUUCUUUCAUCAGUUGGAAGCAUUAAAAUCGUUGGUGUUGCUGAUUAUCUCAAAAUUAAUAUGAAUAGUCGUAUUAUUGUAAAAAUUACCCUUCCUUCGCUACCAAAUACCAUUCAUAAGUUCUUCAGCUACAAGGCAAUGCAGAGAUCACAAAAUGUUCUUGCUCUUCUCAAUUGUGCUUUCCUUUUCAAAUUCAACGCAAAUCAAUCGGCUAUUGCUAGUGCAAGACUGUGUUUUGGUGGUAUAAAUCCACAUUUCAUCCAUGCAACGGCAACUGAAAAGCUUUUAGUGGAUAGAGAUUUAUUCAAUGAUUGCGACAUUCAAGCAGCUUGUAUGAGUCUUGAAAAGGAAUUUCUCCUUGAUUGGGUACUUCCGGAUCCAUCGCCAAACUACAGGAAAAUGUUGGCUAUUGGACUCUUCUUUAAGGCUGUCCUAAAAAUGUGUCCUGACGAUAAAGUAAGACCGGAAGUUCGCAGUGCUGCUCUAGAUAUUGAAAGAAUCCUGUCAUCUGGAGAGCAACAUCUUGCACCGACUAUGGAUCAGGUACCUGUCCCCAAGCUCGAAGCCCUUGCUCAGUGUACUGGUGAUGCAAAGUACAUCAAUGAUAUGCCGUAUAUGCCAAAUGAAGUUUGGGGUGCUUUGGUAUGUGCAACAGAAGCAUCAGCAACUAUUGUUAACAUAAAUACAACUAAUGCAUUGAACAUGCCUGGAGUUGUUGCAUUUUACGGAGCCAAUGAUAUUCCUGGAAUAAAUAAUUGCGCCAAUCCUAUGCUAUAUGAGGAAGAGAGUCUGGAAUUAUUUAGUAGUGGCAGAAUUGUAUACCAUGGUCAGCCGAUUGGGAUGAUUAUUGCUGCUACAUUGGAUAUUGCACAAGCAGCUGCAAAGCAAGUUGUUGUAACAUACCGACGAGAUACUGGAAAGCGUCCAAUAAUUUCCAUUAAGGAUGCAUUGGAGGAUUCAAAGAAUAAUCCAAAUCGCAUAGGACGAGAAAUCAGAAAUGCCGUGGAAGCAAGUGAGAGUGGAUUGGAUACAGCUCACACCAUAGUGGGGCAAUUUGAAAUUGGUUCACAAUACCACUUCCCAUUGGAGCCGCAAACAACAAUAUGCGUUCCAACUGAGGAUGGUAUUGAUGUGCACUGCUCAACGCAUUGGGUGAAUUUUGUAAAAAUAAUAAUAGCUCAAGUUGUUAAUAUACCGGAAAAUUCUAUAACAAUGACCCUAAAACGCGUGGGUGGUGCUUUUGGUGGUAAGUUAACAAAUGCAGCAUAUGUAGCAGCAUCAUGUGCCCUAGCUUGCCACCUACAGCGGCGUCCGGUACGAUUUGUAUUCUCCCUCGAGACAUGCAUGAUUGCUCUUGGUAAGAGAUUGCCAGCUCUCACGGAUUACAGCGUUGAGGUAAAUGAGCUUGGUGAGAUCCAGAAGCUUAUUCAUGAAAUUGCACUUGACUAUGGUACUUCCAUUGGUGCCCCAUUGGAUUUGCAUACUGUUCCAGCUAUUCGAAAUUGCUAUGACAACAAAUACUGGACAAUUCGUGGGCUCUACAUGAAAACAGAUACACCAGCUAAUACGUGGUGCAGAGCACCGGGUUCACUGGAAGGUGUUGCAAUGACGGAAAAUAUCAUGGAACGAAUUGCAAGGACUGUCAAGAGGGAUCCACUCGAUGUACGCCUAGAAAAUAUUCCCCAUGAUGUACCUCUGAGGAAAAUUCUUGUAGAUUUUGCAGAAUCCGUAAACUAUAGGAAGCGCAAAAUGGAAAUUGAUUCAUUCAACCAUAUGAAUAGGUGGAAGAAACAGGGUAUAACCAUUGUACCACUUCAGUUUGAAAUCAAAUAUUUGGCUAUCAAUAGUUCCAGUGUCUUUGUCAACAACUCCGAUGGCACAGUGAUGAUAGUCUGUAGUGGUGUAGAAUUGGGUCAGGGAAUGAAUACUAAAAUUGCUCAGAUUGCAGCGAAAACCCUGAAAAUUCCGCUCAGUCUCAUUAGAGUUGGACCGACAAAUGCAUUAAUUACAAAUGGAGGCUUAGGGACUGUUGCAAGUCAAACUAAUGGAGCUGUUGGCUACGCUACUCAAAAGGCUUGCGAAACAAUCUUAGCACGAAUGGAGCCAGUAAGAAAGAAUAUGGGUGACGUCCCGUGGCGUGAGAUCACCCAUGAAUGCUACAAACGUUCCAUUCCUCUGGCAGCAAUGGAUUUUCAUCAGCCCCACGAUGAUCCCAUUUACCACGUUUGGGCAGCUGCUUGUGCCGAAGUGGAGAUGGAUGUUCUAACAGGGGAAGUUACGGUGCAACGUGUGGAUAUUGCAGAGGAUCUUGGGAAGAGUAUUAAUCCUCACAUUGAUAUUGGACAAAUAGAGGGAGCUUUCGUAAUGGGAAUGGGAUAUUGGCUACAUGAGAAAAUAAUUCAUGAUCACAUCACGGGAGAGCUGACAACACGCAACACGUGGACCUAUAGUCCACCUGGGGCAAAGGAUAUUCCCGUGGAUUUUCGUAUUACCCUUCUGGAUACAAUGGAUAGGAAUUUGAGUAGUGUUAUGGGGUCAAAGGGUGUGGGAGAACCUGCAAUUUGUCUAGCUACGUCGGUAUGCCAUGCAAUACGCCAUGCUCUUGAUUCAGCACGACACGAUGCUGGUCUCUGUGAUAGUUGGUAUGAUCUCAACUACCCAUUGACCCCAGAUCAUAUCCAACAGGCUACUGGAACCAAAAUACAUCACUUUAAACUUUAAUGGGAAUUUAAAAAAAAAUUCUAAGUUUCUAUUUUAUGUUAAAGCCAGUCCCAAAGCCAAGACGCAUUAAUCAAUAUAAAAAAAAUUAAUUACAGUGCUUUGAGCUUACGCGAGGACAUUGAGAAUGGGUAAAUAUACAA